UUAAAUCGCCUUCUGCGCAGUAUUUUAAGCCGGUUUUGUAGGAGCUGCGAGGUCGCGUCCCUCGGGAGAUCGCGACGGCGUGUGUAUUUCACCCUUCCCCAGAACGGUGUUGGGAAUAGGUUCAUCAACAGGCCUGUGCGUUCUGAUGUCAUCAAGGACAGAGGUUUUCUUGACCUGGAACUAGGAAAUCUUAAAAUACGAUUUUCCCUUUUCACUCUUGGUUGGUUAAACUUUUUCAAAUUUGUACAGCCUUUUGAAUAAUUUGUGUUGUAGGAACUAACACUUUGGAAAAUGACACCUAGUGUACCUUACGUUUGUCAGUGUUGCUUAGAGACUUACUCCCAGUGUGUGCAAACAAAGAUAACAAAUACAAAAGAUAGCAAAUAUUGCCUGUAGGGCUUUUAACCUGUAGUAGUGUUUUUGUAAUUAAAAAAAAAUCUUGAAACUUUAUUUCCAGUUCUGUAGUUGCUUUUACUUGGUUUGUAUUUGUAUGAUUUUGACAGUUCGGUGGGUUAAAUUUAUUACACUGUUAACACUGUUACUUGUGAUUAACUUGUAGUUUUUAAGAUAGCUAUGAAAAAUGAACUUCUCUGACUUUUCCAUCAUGAUGUAUUUAUUCAUCUUUGUGUUAACAAGAGUGCUGAAAAUGCAGGCUUUGGGCAGGUUUAGGCUUGGUAAAUUACAGUUUAUAGCUUUAUCCAGUUUCUUCCUUGCAUGCUAAUCUCAGUGGUCUGGUUCACAGAUUCCUGCUCAUUUUCCUUCCCUGCUCAUUUGGAUGGUCUUUGGUUGCAGAAGGUGUGUGUGAAGGCUGGUCACAUACAGAAACGGUGAUAUAAUAGGGGCUAUACGGUUCUUUGCUCUAGUACUUCCAUAGCUUAGAAAGCUUAACUGGGAAGUACAUCUGUGCGUAAGGUCUUUUUGCAGAGUUUGUAGGUUGUUUAAUUUAACUGUUGAAUGGGCUCCGAGAGGUGUAAUUAAAGAAACCAGAGCUCACUGAGCUCGUCAGACUGCCUAGGGAACUGGUCUAACACAGUGGCUUUCACAAGCCUUAUCUGUGGGUUACUGGGGAUCCCUGGAUCAGGACAUAUAGGUUCAGGUAAGAUGAAGCACACACAAACUUUCCUGAAAUGUGUGUGUUUACAAUAUUGGAAGGGAAACACUUUUAGAAUUUUACAUAUGAACAUGCAUGUGAUUUCUAAGCUCUUUCCAAGCGAAUACCGUGAUCAGAAUCUGUUCUGUGUACAGUUAUUCUCUGUGUACAUUUGUUCUAGAGCGUAGAACUGCAGUGUGCCAUCAUGAGCCUCCCACCUAUGGAUGUUGGGGAAAAAUAGGAGCAGUGCUCAGUUGUCACAAAGGCCUUAUCACAUUUGAAUCCCCUCACAAUAAGCUGCUGUGGCAUCACUUCCCCAGAACAUGUAUUUGAUUUGUCACAGAUAUCUUAAACUUUUCAUUCAAGCUGGAAUGCCUUACAGUAGGAAAAUAAGGCCAAAAGAUAAAAUCGUUUGUGUCGUAUCUCUACAGUAUCAGUUAAGGCCCAGCAUUGAAAACCACUGUAUGUUUGGGUUUUUUUUUUCUGAAGAUGGGAACUGGAUUAUUUCUAGUCCAACAAGGCUGAGAUGAAGGAAGAGACUUUGGAGGGGCAAGAUGAUGCUGUUACUGGGCAUGCGAGACUUACAAAAUCAAUGAAUGAAUACCAAGUCCUAGACACUCAUGUUUUUCUAGCUCUGGACUGGAGAGAAGGGCUUCUGUAGAAGAAUUUGGAGUUGCUUACUUAUGAUUACUUUUUGAAUGUCAAGGGUUAAGUUAUUUUGUAUGUUGGAAUCCCUCUUUGUUCCUUCACUUCUUGCCCUGAACAGUGCAUGUCUUGCAAAAGCAUGCACACUAUGCUGCUUUGAGGUAUCUAGUCCAAGUAUGAGUAAGUUUGUGGGUGAAAUGAUGCUAAAUAUGGGAAGCUUGCCUAUUGCCUAAUAUUCCUAUGUCAGAUGGCAAGGAGAUUAAAGAUGAGGUUUGAGAGCUUUAUACAUAUGUGAUGGAUACAGAGCUGGUGUACUUGCAGAGAAAUACUUAAGGUGGUUGAGAAUUUCAGUGUGUAAUGGAAGCCAAUUUUGAAUAGCAUUUUACUUAACUUUCCUUAACCUACAAAGGUAAGGUUAAUUUUUUCAAAAUGGAAUGUUUUUUUUUUUUUCUGGUAGGACUAGUAAUUCCUUUUGUACAAGAAAGAGGAGAGUUAGGGGGUGCAGGAAGAAGUGUAGCAUCCAUAACAUGUUAAGCAAUAUGGCACAUUUAGUGCAUCUGUUGAAUGCUUGAGCAAGCUGUUUGGUAAGACUGCUGCUAACUUUUAUCUGGGGCAUUUGAAAGAAUAGAACUUCAGUGUAAACUCCACUAAUGUAAAACUUCAUCAACAGUGCCUUUUCAAGUUACGGGAAAUGUUGGAGUACUUCAUAUGUUACAAUUCUCAAAUUUAAUCUUUUGAAUUUCUUGUCUUAUUUGGGAAAUUCAAUAAAAUAAUUGCUUUGGUUUUCUUUCCUGUUAUCUUCACAAAUGGUUUAGUUCAGGAAGCUGAAGCAAUGGAUGUACUUUACAAGAAAUGAGCCGUCAGACUGCUACAGCACUACCUACAGGUACUUCAAAGUGUACGCCAUCACAGAGGGUGCCUGCACUGACUGGCACUACAGCUUCCAAUAAUGACUUGGCUAGUCUCUUUGAGUGUCCUGUGUGUUUUGACUAUGUGCUGCCACCAAUUCUUCAGUGUCAGAGUGGCCAUCUUGUUUGUAGCAACUGUCGCCCCAAACUUACGUGCUGUCCAACUUGCCGAGGCCCGUUGGGCUCCAUUCGUAACCUGGCUAUGGAGAAAGUUGCCAAUUCUGUACUAUUCCCAUGUAAAUAUGCCUCUUCUGGAUGUGAGAUAACUUUGCCACACACAGAAAAAGCAGACCAUGAGGAGUUGUGUGAGUUUAGGCCUUAUUCCUGUCCAUGUCCUGGUGCUUCAUGUAAAUGGCAAGGUUCUCUGGAUGCUGUAAUGCCACAUCUGAUGCAUCAACAUAAGUCAAUUACAACACUUCAGGGAGAAGAUAUAGUGUUCCUUGCUACAGACAUUAAUCUUCCUGGUGCUGUUGACUGGGUUAUGAUGCAGUCUUGUUUUGGCUUUCAUUUCAUGUUAGUAUUGGAGAAACAGGAAAAAUAUGAUGGUCACCAGCAGUUCUUUGCAAUUGUACAGCUGAUAGGAACACGCAAGCAAGCAGAAAACUUUGCUUAUCGACUUGAGUUAAAUGGUCAUAGGCGGCGAUUGACUUGGGAAGCAACUCCUCGAUCUAUUCAUGAGGGAAUUGCAACAGCCAUUAUGAAUAGUGACUGUCUAGUCUUUGACACCAGCAUUGCACAGCUCUUUGCAGAAAAUGGCAAUUUAGGCAUCAAUGUAACUAUAUCCAUGUGUUGAAAUGGCAAUCAAACCUCUUCAGGCCAGUGUUUAAAACCGUUGCAUUUAAUUUAGCAGAAACUAGGGUAACCAUCUUUGACUGUCAGACAAAUUGUUUGGUAGAUGGAGGGUAGGCAUAUAUGAAGGUAAAUAAGAGGAAAGGCUGUUAAAUUACAGGAAGCAGUUGCAUGUAGUAACACUAAUAUAUUUAAAAUAAGUCAACAGUAAACCACUGAAAAUAUAUAUACACCCAAAACGGGCAUCUUUUGUAUUAAGAAUUGAUUCUACAGGAAAUGUUGUAAAAUAAUUCUAAAAACUUGUUUGUAGAUUGAUUGUACUGUUGAAAAGGAUACUGUUUCGUGUUUUUGUUUGUGUUUUUUUCCUCCCCCCUUUGACUGACAAGCCAUGUUGAGCAGAAUUGGUCUCUGGCCGCUGCUUCCCUCCC
Haliaeetus leucocephalus (bald eagle) is the source of this 3860-nucleotide messenger RNA. It is a transcript of the gene SIAH1, whose product is annotated as siah E3 ubiquitin protein ligase 1. Gene Ontology annotation, molecular function: ubiquitin protein ligase activity; ubiquitin conjugating enzyme binding; zinc ion binding. The transcript is spliced from 2 exons. Bases 2588 to 3436 code for a protein of 282 amino acids. Gene Ontology annotation, cellular component: cytoplasm. NCBI's taxonomy places the organism in Eukaryota, Metazoa, Chordata, Aves, Accipitriformes, Accipitridae. Gene Ontology annotation, biological process: multicellular organism development; proteasome-mediated ubiquitin-dependent protein catabolic process. The record is from RefSeq and is a predicted model, not a curated record.